Messenger RNA from Closterium sp. NIES-65, 1549 nucleotides. Lineage: Eukaryota; Viridiplantae; Streptophyta; Zygnematophyceae; Desmidiales; Closteriaceae. The record is from the annotation of a GenBank genome assembly.
AGCCCCUCUAAACAGUGCUGCUGGUCUGGUGUGGGUGGCAUGCGGCGCAGAGAUAGCAGCAGCACUCUCUGUCAUCCCCACAGCCCCUCUAAACGGUGCUGCUGGUCUGGUGUGGGUGGCAUGCGGCGCAGAGAUAGCAGCAGCACUCUCUGUCAUCCCCACAGCCCCUCUAAACGGUGCUGCUGGUCUGGUGUGGGUGGCAUGCGGCGCAGAGAUAGCAGCAGCACUCUCUGUCAUCCCCACAGCCCCUCUAAACGGUGCUGCUGGUCUGGUGUGGGUGGCAUGCAGCGCAGAGAUAGCAGCAGCACUCUCUGUCAUCCCCAUAGCCCCUCUAAACGGUGCUGCUGGUCUGGUGUGGGUGGCAUGCGGCGCAGAGAUAGCAGCAGCACUCUCUGACAUACCCACAGCCCCUCUAAACGGUGCUGCUGGUCUGGUGUGGGUGGCAUGCGGCGCAGAGAUUGCAGCAGCACUCUCUGUCAUCCCCACAGCCCCUCUAAACGGUGCUGCUGGUCUGGUGUGGGUGGCAUGCGGCGCAGAGAUUGCAGCAGCACUCUCUGUCAUCCCCACAGCCCCUCUAAACAGUGCUGCUGGUCUGGUGUGGGUGGCAUGCGGCGCAGAGAUAGCAGCAGCACUCUCUGUCAUCCCCACAGCCCCUCUAAACGGUGCUUCUGGUCGCGUGUGUGGCAUGCGGCGCAAGCGUGUAGCGGGCCGGGCUGCAGCGGGGCCAUCCGUUGGUUCUUCUCCCACACUCCCCUUCUCCCGCCCCCCGUUUAACUCCCGCCCUCCUCUUCUCUCCCGCCACCCCCUUCUCUCCCGCCCUCCCUUCCUCUACCGCCCUCCCCUUCUCUCCCGCCCUCCCCUUCUCUCCCGCCCUCCCCCUAUCUCCCGCCCACCCCUACUCUCCCGCCCUCUCGCCAUUCAUUCCCCCCCGCCCUCGAUGUUCAUCCAUACCCUUUGGACAACCCUAAACCAUGAGUCAUGCAUGAUCACGGAUGUCUCAUGCUUCCCCGCAUUCUCAUACAUGCGCGCAGGAGGGAAACAGCGGAUUGACCAGGGCCUAUCAAAGGUUAAGAGGACUGACUGGAACGUCUCCAACUCCCACCGGAAGAACAGUGAAUGGAUGGGGGGUUUGCACCGUAAUGUGCGGUGGAUUAUCAAGGACCACUUCACACGCCACACCCCCGUGUACAACACAUACGUGAAGGGCUUCAAGUGGGGCGACCGUGGGCUGUAUGUUCACGAGUCAGGAUUUGAGGCCUUCCGGGGGAAGGCUGAGCUUGAUGCCGAAACGAAGGACCUGAAGGAGGAAGAAAAGGAGGUGUACGACUCGGAGGACAUGGAGGAGGAUAAGGAGGAGGAGGAUGAGGAGGAGGAGGAGGAGGAGGAGGAGGAUGACGAGGAGGAGGACGAGGAGGAGGAGGAGGAGGAGGAGGAGGAGGACGAGGAACAGUGGGGGCAGGAGCAGAGGAAGAGGAAAAGGCACAAGAGACCUAGGGCAGGCGGGAGGGAUGAGGAAGAGGAUGAGAAACGGGGGGGGGCAAGAGCUUAG